Galendromus occidentalis (western predatory mite) is the source of this 683-nucleotide messenger RNA. It is a transcript of the gene mRpL40, whose product is annotated as mitochondrial ribosomal protein L40. The record is from RefSeq and is a predicted model, not a curated record. The transcript is spliced from 3 exons. Gene Ontology annotation, cellular component: mitochondrial large ribosomal subunit; mitochondrial ribosome. NCBI's taxonomy places the organism in Eukaryota, Metazoa, Arthropoda, Arachnida, Mesostigmata, Phytoseiidae. The coding region runs from base 43 to 621 and encodes 192 amino acids.
AAACUUUCACGGGAUCGCAUGUGAGCUCAUUGAACUCAAACCAUGCUCUCCCUGUUCAGUCGAUACGUUCCAUCUUGCUAUCGGAAUCUUCUCCCGAAUGGAGCCUGUAAUAUACACACUUCGUCGCAGCUGUGGGCUGAACCUAUGAGGAAGAGACGGCGAAUGGAUCCUGCGCUCCUGAAGAUGCGCGAACAACGGAAAAUUCGCAAACUGGAGAAAGGCAUCAGGCAGUUGAAGAAACAUGCUAAAAAAAUGAAACCGAUCGACGAAAUGGAAGUAUCACCAAAGCUCCAGAGAGAGCUCGCCGAUCGGAAGCGUCAACUCCCUGAUUUGCCCCCGAAUAUCGUGUCUUUUCGACAAGAUCUGAUCCGAGUUUGGAGUAGGGUGCAGUCUGCCUACUAUAAAGACGAAACUAAGAUCAUCUCCGCCAUGCUCCAUUGUCAGAACGCUGCUCUGGAGGACCUGAAAGAAGCUGAUCCGGGACUAUACGAUGCCGCCAUGCAACCCGAUCUCUCGCUAAUACCAUUCAAGAUAGACGCAGUGACUGAAACGCCGCCAUUGAAGAACUACCAGCCGCCGGACGGGAAAUAUACGGAAACCACGAAGAAGUGGCGACCCUGAGGACAGCGAAGCCGCGCGUGAAUAGAGUUCUUAUAGCACAGAAUAAAGGCGUGCCUUCGCUA